This is a messenger RNA of Hermetia illucens (black soldier fly), 1815 nucleotides long. RefSeq lists its product as uncharacterized. The record is from RefSeq and is a predicted model, not a curated record. The transcript has a single exon. The coding region runs from base 1 to 1815 and encodes 604 amino acids. Lineage: Eukaryota; Metazoa; Arthropoda; Insecta; Diptera; Stratiomyidae.
AUGGUCCGUCGAGCCGGAUUUCUGGUCGAGCCAAUAUUUUCAGACAUCCUACACACUCAGUCAUUCGCAUACUACAAUGGCUCCGGGACAAGCAGAACAAGGAGAUUCAGCGUCCACAGCAAACAAUCACAAUCUGAAAGAAGUUCUUCGGUUGAUUCGGAAUUUCAAGAAGGAUUCGAGGACGCGAUACAACUUACAAUAUUUUCAACACCAAGAGGAGACGCUAAAGCGAGCAUGGGCGAACUGCGAAGCCUUGCACGGAAGGGUGAAGACCGUGAGGGCUCAGGAUGCAGUACUACUUGCGCAGUACAUGAAAGAGUACGAGGAGGUCGAGGAUGCCUGGGGCGAAUGUUCAGUGGUAUUCCGUCAAAACAUUGCCGGUUACCAGCAGUUCAAGAGGCCCCAGAUGCAGGCGAAAACGUAGUCAGGCUGGAAAGGAUUAAAACACCCAGCUACAGCGGCGACUACACUCAGUGGGCAGCAUUCCAUGACUUAUUCAAGGUCGUGGUGCACGACAACAAAAAUUUAAGUGGUGUACAAAAGCUUCAGUAUCUUCGUGCGUCGGUCAACGGUGAGGCAGAACAAUUGAUACGCCACCUCACUUUAACGGAGACUAAUUACGCGCCAGCAUGGAAGUUACUGAAGGAGCGAUACAACAAUAAGAGGGCCAUCGGGAAUGCCUACAUGAAAGGCAUAUGGAGUUUACCGACUAGCACUCCGGCUAGUGCGAUAGGUAUCAAGCGAAUAUUGGACACGACCGAACAAUUCCGUGCCAAUACUGAAUCAUUGGGAGCAGAUUUAGUCGACCUAAUCAUGGUGUACAUCCUGCAACAAAAAUUGGACAAUGAAAGCAAUUCGGAAUGGCAGAAAUUUAUUGGUUCUUCAAACGAGAUACCAACUUUGAAUCAAUUCACGAACUUCUUGCAUCAACGGUUCACAAUACUGGAAGCAGUACAGCUUACCGGACGCAAGACGGUGAAAGUAGGGGCACACUCAGCACAAGCAACGGGAGCCGUCUGCCGAGUAUGCCAGGGCGAUCAUCGAAUUUCGCAAUGCGACACAUUUCUGAAAUCAGACAUAACCAGACGACGAGAGUUGGUAGCAUCUUUGCGGCUGUGCUACAAUUGCUUGCACGAGGCUCAUACAGUCAGGAACUGCCCAUCACGUAAAGGGUGCAAACUGUGUGGAAAAAGGCAUAACCCAAUGUUACACCAGGCAUCGUCGAAUAGAGCUGCAUCUUCAGCUUUGCCGAAUCCAAAACAACAAGUCUCAUCGCUGAAUGCUAUCAACAGUGGCGUCGACAUUACGGCUGUUCUAUUCGCUACAGCAAGGAUUCGGGUAAAGGACAAUCAAGGAACGUUCAUUCUUUUGCGUGCAUUGGUCGAUCAAGGGUCCCAGCGUUCGUUCAUCAGUGAAGCUGCGGCGCAACUCUUACGGCUACCACGUCAAGCGACAAAUCUGACAAUCAGCGGCAUCGGGAGUCAUUCAACGAGCAGCAAGGGAGCGAUAUCUGCUCAAUGCAAAGAGAAAUGGUCGACAAGGUGUUUCAAUUUAUCUCUUGUCAUAGUAAACCAUAUAACGGACAAGAUUCCCCAGUCCAAGACACCAUGCAAGAUAACUGAAUUGAAACAGAAGGACUUAGCUGAUUCAUCGUAUAACAUUCCGGGGAAGAUCGACGUCCUCCUGGGUGCUGACGUCUAUGGCGAUCUAUUGGAAAAGGGCGUAAUCCGGAUAAAGAAUACCAAAGUUUUGGCUCAAAAACCAAAAUCGGUUGGAUCCUGUCCGGGCCUGUCAAGCGAUGGAGUACGCAAGUAA